Molecule: messenger RNA, 1788 nt
Organism: Periophthalmus magnuspinnatus
Lineage: Eukaryota; Metazoa; Chordata; Actinopteri; Gobiiformes; Gobiidae
Gene: ostm1
Product: osteoclastogenesis associated transmembrane protein 1
Exons: 6
Coding region: 67-936 (289 amino acids)
Cellular component (GO): cytosol
Source: RefSeq, a predicted model, not a curated record
CCUGUGAGGAAAACAAGGAAGUGCUACUGUUUUGAUGAAGAGGAGGAUCCGUCGUCCUAUUCAGUCAUGAGUUUCAAUCAGAAUACUUUGCUCGUUGUUUUAUCUUGUAUAUGCAUUAGUGUUUGUGUAUCUGGAGAAGUUGUUUCGGCAGGUUCGCCAGUCUUUAAAACCCAUGUGGACCCGCUAUACUCUCUUAACCUGCUCACGGCGCUCAAUGACUACUCGGACAUCAGCCAGUACUGCAAAGACCUCCUGGACUUAUUUGGCAAUCAAUACGUCGCUUAUGUGAAUUGUUUAGUGCCAGCAGCUCGACCUGUCAAAGUGUGCCAAAACUGCUUCGUUAACUUCGAAAACCUCAAUAAAACAUACACAAACAUCUCAUCAGACGAGGUGGGUCCAGCGGGUGAGGUCUGCCGGGACAGUCUACUGCGAAGUGACAGGCUAAUGUUAGUUUUUCUGCUGUUUAGUAAUCUGGAUGGAAUAUGGGAAAAAUCCAACUGCAAAAAUUGCAUAUCAAGUGAUUCUCCAAGUCUGACCAAUGACACACUGUAUUUUCUUGCAAUGCUCAACCAGACUUACAACUGCUUUGAUCAAUACCAGCAGGGUAACCAUACAGAACUGUGUAAAAACUGCAAGAACACAUAUCGAGACUUAAACAUCCUGUAUAGUGAGAUGGAGAAGAAUUAUACAAUGUGUAUAGACAUUGAAGAUGCGAUGAAUGUAACCCGCAGACGCUGGAGUAAAACCUUUAACUGCUCAUUCCCUCGUGAGGAGAACGUGCCGAUCAUUGCUGUGUCCAGCUUUAUGCUUUUUCUGCCCAUCAUCUUCUACUUGAGCAGCUUCCUUCACUCUGAACAAAAGAAACGCAAACUCAUACAGCCUAAAAGGGUACCACAGUACUCCAGCUUGAUGAACAUUCAAGACAAACUGAGCUGAGAAGUCCCACACUUUACUAAAAAAACACCACACUUGAGAGGAAAAUCCUCUUUUUCUUUGUGUCAAGACAAUAUUUUUUAUAUCCUAAACGCACCUGAUGACAUCUGCUGUUUGAAAUGCACUGAGGAGGUACAACAUUCACCACAGAUUUGUCCCUGAACAAUAUUUGGACUCAUUUUUUAGAUCCAUUGACCCAUUUCCCAGACCCCCAUUCGCAACUGCUGAUCAGUUUUCUGCUUCUAACACACUGGUUUUAAAGUCAAAUUGCCCACUUUGAAUUGGUUCCGUAAUAGAUUUUAAAAAAUUCAUCACUGUUGUCACAGUAACACCAAGACUAACUAAUCAAAGUUCUGCUCAUCAUUGCUGACCAAUGUGUUGAACAUGUCUGGGUUUUCAGCAUCUGUCAUAUGUAGCCGUCAGCACAGUGACUUGAGUGUUGGUUGGAUGCACUGAUGUCUAUGUGCACUAUUUAUGGGGUUCUCAAAUGGGCUUUCUGUUGCUAAUGUAUGUCCAGAAAGGAGCACAGAAAAGGACCACUUGAUGUCCAUUAGCUGUAACGUGUAUGUGCUGUGAGGAGAGGCAGGGCACACAUCAGGAAGGGGGUGAAUAAAGACACACUGGAAAAAGCACUCCAAAGUACCUCACUGUGAUGUUACCUGUUUUCCAGUAGUCAGUGUUUUUGUGGUUUCAUAAAGCUUUUAAUGUGCUUUGCUCUGUGCUAGUUUUCCACUGAUAUUUAACUUAAUUUGUUAAGGCUUUCUGUAAGAGAGGGCUCCUUUAUGAGCUAUGAUCAUUAAAUUGGUGCAUUUAGCUGCUAGUGGUGCAGUGAAUAAAUGUAAAUAUUACUUUAAA